AUGAAAAUACUGAGAAGCAGCGCAAAGAGCAUCUUUUGGUCAUUUCAGGCCGUGUUUUUUUCUGUUGUUCUGUACACCGUGUGGGAGCUCUGCAAAAAGGAUAGCUCGCAAAACAGAAUGUAUCAGUGCGGCAGCAAUGUUCAAAGAUCACACAAUGUGCAUUUUAUUCUCAGGGCUGCGCAGAGCGACGACCACAGCGAGGAGUUCUUGAGCGAAACAAGCGACAGCUACAGUGAAAGCUACGACCAUACAAGCGGCAGCGCGUAUUUUGAACACAUUGAUCUUCACAAUGCAAUAACUCACUAA
Molecule: messenger RNA, 306 nt
Organism: Nematocida major
Lineage: Eukaryota; Fungi; Microsporidia
Exons: 1
Coding region: 1-306 (101 amino acids)
Source: RefSeq, a predicted model, not a curated record